Emiliania huxleyi CCMP1516 is the source of this 2518-nucleotide messenger RNA. RefSeq lists its product as hypothetical. The transcript has 6 exons. The record is from RefSeq and is a predicted model, not a curated record. Lineage: Eukaryota; Haptophyta; Isochrysidales; Noelaerhabdaceae. The coding region runs from base 1 to 2409 and encodes 802 amino acids.
AUGAGCUUCGUCGCGCGACCCACCAUCCCAGCGCCCAAGGCGUCCUACGUGGAAGGGCUCCGCGCCAAGGAGCGCGAGGGCAAGAAGACGACAGCUCGCGCCGCAGCGGCCGCAGCGCCGCAGCGACCAUUCAAGACCGCGCUCGUGCUCAACGGCGGCGGCCUCCUGCCCGUCGCAAGCGCGUACGGCAUCUUUCGCGGCCUGCACAAGGUUUGCGUCGGCCCGAACGGUGACAAACCGGCCCUUGACGAGUUCGACGUGAUGGCGGGCGUCUCUGGCGGAUACCUUGCCAGCCAGACGUACUGCUACGCCAACCCUGAGCCGACUGGCUUCAACAACUUUGACAAGCCCUGCCCCAAGCUUGACCCGGUCAACUUCCUCAACACCAGCGCGAACUCGGACCCGAACUCGAUUACGUGGGACGACCUCCUCACGGACAACUCAAAGGCCUGCGGCGACAAGCCGGAGACUGGCUACUACAAUUGGAUGGUCCGUCGGCAAGGAGGACUCAACCCCGGCGUUAUAUCCGGCGCCAUCAUGUCGCUCCCCUUUGGCUUCGUCGCCCGCAUCCUCUCCUUUGGCAAGUGCGUCGGCCGCGGCUGCUGGCCAAACUACGGGUGGCUGUGCCUGCCCAGCUUCUCCAUCGGCUUCGCCUCCUAUGCCCGAAUGUUCUUUUUCAACUUCUUUCUCUCCCCCCUCGGCAUCUCGCAAAACAAGUACACGGCCUCGGGCCCCGACCAGGUCUCCGACGUGGCCUGCCUCGCCGACGUCGAUGAGUGCGAGGUCGCCUACCCGCGCCCCGGCGCGCCGACCCCGAUGGCGCACACGCAAAUGAUCCAGGUCACAGGCGUGGGCUACCGCAACUUCCUUGGCCCGCUCGCCUGCUGGGCCCGCGAGGUUUCUACCUUUGUCUACCACCCCAAGGACGACGAGGAGGAGACAGUGGAGGAGGCGAAGAAGAAUGCGGAGAGGAAGGGCAUGGGCAUCGGCAUCUACAAGGCGCUGCAGCUGCAGCCCAACUACCACAACGUGAGCGUCGUGCCGUACACCUUUACGCCCGGGAUGGCCAUCACGCAGUACGACCCGAAGAAUGUGAGCGACCCGAGCAAGGACAACGGUCCGAUGACCUUCGACCGCAACCUCGGCACCUGCUGCGUCGACCCGCCGAACGUGAAGUUCCUCUCCAACUCGCAGCCCUCGUCGACCUGGGUGGAGAAGCCGAGCUGCAUUCCGUGCGCGCCCAUCACCUCCUCGGGCCACCUAUCCCCAGAGGCGAUCAUGUCCCUGACGGCAGAUUUCGUCACGCAAUUCCAGCCCGAGGACGCCCCAUCUGGCCUCGUCGGCUCGCUUUUCACCUGCAUCUCCCCGCUGUACCCUGCGGCCGACAUUACCUACGAGUUCAAGCCCAUGCCGACCGACUUCGUCGGCCCGCUCAGCGAGCCGACGCGCUGCUUCUUCUCUGACGGCGGCGUGCUCGAGUCGACCGGUCUGGCCGGCACCAUCGCGCAGGGCGUCUCAAAGGCGGCCAGUGCCCUCCCGGCUGUCUCUCGCUCGCACAUGCUGCUUCUCACUCCCCUGCUUCCCCUGCCUCAGGCAGCUGUGAUGAUCAACAACUACGGGCAUGGCCCGUGGAAGAAGGAUGAUGCCGCCUGCUGCGAGCCGCUGCGCGGACAGCGUGCGUCCGGGGCCCCGUGGACGUGGACCUUCGACCCGUACGCAGACAAGCCCGAGCCAGGGUCGGCCUACAUGGGUUCCUCGCUCGCGUCUUGCUUCGGCGUGCAGCCGACACCCUUUCAGCCUAAUGCACUCCGGAAGGGCAAGGCUGUCCGUCCCCUGUACGUCCUCAACCACAUCCUGGACAACAACCCGGAGCACUACCAGGGCGAGUGCUCGUACCCGGACCUGACCAAGGACAAGGACUGGCCGGGGGGUGACAAGGUGCCCUGCGACUACACGCAGUGCAAGAAGCUCUCCGUGUUUACUAGGUGCCAGCGCGCCGGCCAGCCGCUCGUGUGCACGCUCAAGGGCCUCAAGGUGCUCAACAACCCCUUCUGGGGCACGACGACGGCGCAGGACGAUGCGAUCGAUGUGCGCAAGUCGCUCCUCAAACACCCGAAGGCCUGCCCGCCCAAGCUGGCCAUCGCCAACUGCAAGAUGGCAAGCUACCACGAUCACUACAGUGGCAAAGACCCGUUUGGCUGCCUCGGCAACUUCCCGUACUACGGGGCGAUCCCUAAGGGGGUCGGCGGCUGGGUCAACGACGUCCUCGGCAACGUUGGUGUGCCUGGACUCAAUGCGCUCGCUGGAUGGACAAAGGAGGAAGUUGCCCUUUUCGGCUACCUCGGCGACUACAUCGUCAACGGCGACAAUGGCUCGCGCCAGGCCAACUUCACGUGCCUCCUAGAGUAGAUUACUGGUUGGGUAGUAGUCUAAGUUCUGAGCCUCGAGGCUGAGCGGGUCUAAGUGUGACUAGUCACGCUGGGGUGCUUACGCGGUCUAAGAUCAGCGAGAGCCUCUU